This is a messenger RNA of Vespula vulgaris, 1469 nucleotides long. RefSeq lists its product as uncharacterized. The coding region runs from base 117 to 1469 and encodes 450 amino acids. The record is from RefSeq and is a predicted model, not a curated record. Lineage: Eukaryota; Metazoa; Arthropoda; Insecta; Hymenoptera; Vespidae. The transcript has a single exon.
UUCAAAUAGGAAAUUAUCAUUUAUGUAGAGACUUGAGGUAAGUAUCUCAUAGCGAAGUUUUAAAGUAAACAAAUAGACAUAUCAUAAAUGCAUCAUACUUGCGGAAACUUCAUUCAAUGCUAUAUAAAAAGGGACAUAAGAGGAAUCUAAAGAAUCAGAGAGAGAGAGAGAAACUGCAAGAAACGAAAAUGUCUAAUAAACGAGUCCAAAUUGUAUCUAAUCCUGAUAUUGAAUUUGAAGAAAAAUUAUUAUUUAAUCAGAACGUGUUCCAUCGUUUGCUAACUGCAGAAGACAUUCAAGAAAUAAUUAAUCGUGUUUUAAAUAACAAUGUCGAGAUCAUCAACUAUUCUCUUCGACCAUAUUCCAAUGGUAAAAUUGGCUUCCUCGGUUCGCAUCAAAAACUUUGUAUUACGACGAAACAAAGGAAUGAGAAGAAAACAUACUUCUUUUUUGCGAAGAUAAUACCAUAUGAUGUACCUGAUCAAGCAGACUACAUAAUAGCAAAAGGUAUUUUCAAUAAGGAAGUAACGUUCUACAAAGAAAUAAUACCAAUACUAUACGAAAAUUAUCAAGGAGAACGUUGGUCUCCAAAUUGUUACAAAAUAAAAGAUAAUUAUUUGGUAUUCGAGGAUUUACAAAAAGAAGGAUAUACAAUGCGAAACAAACUCUUCAAUGAGGAACUUACUACUGCAGCUUUGGCAACAAUUGCACAGAUGCAUGCAACCUCAUUAAUGGCAGAAGAUCGUUUACCAAUGCCUUUGAUUAAAAUCUAUCCUAAUGCGUUCGAGGAAAAAGCAUUCAUUUGGACAGGACAAACUAAAGAAUGGAUUGAUGCAGGAGUUAAAGCAGCUGUUGAAAUUGCUAAAAAUCUUGGCCUUGAUUCAAGCUUGAUACCAAUAGUUUCACCAAAAAUUAUGGAAGCUAUUCAAGUUUCUGCAAAGAAAUCAAACGUGAUUAGUCAUGGUGAUCUUUGGGCUAACAACUUGAUGUUUAAUAAUGACAAACCUCCGAAAUGUUUGUUAAUCGAUUUUCAAUUACUCAGAUACUGUCCUUUAGCACACGAUGUCUCUCAGUUACUCUAUCUAUGUACAUCUCGUAGUUUUAGAGAAACACGAGAAGAAGAUAUGUUGAAACAUUAUUAUAAAGUUCUUUGUGAGACUUUAAAAACUCACCAGUUUUCUGGACAAUGUCCUUCUUGGUCUGAAUUACUUCAAGGAAUAGAAGAACAACGUUUAGGUUCUUUGAUAACAGCUAUGUUAUAUUUUCCAACAGUUUUAAUGGAUGAAAGUCUUAGUGCUCAAAUUAUGAGCGAUUCUAAUGGCUAUUCAGAAUAUGUUUUUCGUGAUAGAACUAAUAUUGUGAUUAAUAAUAUGAAACGAGAUUUAGAAUACAAUAAUAGAAUUACAGAAACAAUUGAAGAGUUAAUUGAACUCGCUAAACGUCUUAACGAGUUACCUGUACCAUGUUAA